Messenger RNA from Neohortaea acidophila, 966 nucleotides. RefSeq lists its product as uncharacterized. The record is from RefSeq and is a predicted model, not a curated record. Gene Ontology annotation, molecular function: mRNA binding. NCBI's taxonomy places the organism in Eukaryota, Fungi, Ascomycota, Dothideomycetes, Mycosphaerellales, Teratosphaeriaceae. The coding region runs from base 1 to 966 and encodes 321 amino acids. Gene Ontology annotation, cellular component: nucleus. Gene Ontology annotation, biological process: mRNA export from nucleus. The transcript is spliced from 7 exons.
AUGGAUCGCGCUCUUGAUGACAUCAUUGGCGCACGCCCACCGCCAAGGGCACCGCGUAGAGAGGAAUACCCCCGAGAUGGAGUUCGAAAGGCCCUCCCCUCUCUGCAGAACCGCCGAGACGAGCGCGCUAAUAUCGACUCCGAUUGGGUGCAUGAUCGCUAUGAUGAAGAGCGGGAUGACAGGGUGUCCGGCAGACGUCCAGGAUAUGACGACUUUGAUCGAUCAGCCCGACCUGCAAGACUGGAAGAGAAUGGCACGAAACUGAAAGUCGACAACAUCCACUACGAGCUCACCGAGGCGGACCUUCACGAGCUCUUUCAACGCAUCGGACCCGUCCAAUCGAUCAAGCUCCUCUACGACCGCAUGGACCGCUCCGAAGGCACCGCAUUCGUGACCUACAACGAUCCCCGCGACGCCCGCGACGCCAUCACCGAGUUCAACGGCUGCAAUGCAAACGGCCAACCCAUUCGCAUCGCCAUGAUGCCCACCGCCCCGGCAGGAGCGGCGCGAGGAACACUGUUUGACCGCGUGGAGCGUCCGGCACGUAGUCUGUUCGACCGCAUCCAGGACGGACCGGAUACAAGGAGACGGAGAGGAGAACGUGGCAGCGCGAGUCCGCGGAGAGGAGCGGCGCCGGAUCAUAUCGAUCGCUACGUCCCAGGAGGUGCGCGUCGGUCUCGCUCUCCUGUCCAGCGCAGGGGUACACCACGCGAAGGAGGGAGACGACCCGGCCAGCGACGCGAGGAAGGCGGAGGUGGUAGGGGAGGCAGACGUGGCCGAACGGACGGUGAUGGUCGCCCGCUUGUUGGUGGCCGCCCACGCAAGACGGCGGAGGAGCUCGAUGCCGAAAUGGCGGAUUACUGGGGCAAGCCGGGCGAGGAGCCAACAAAGGCCAACGGUGCGGCUGUGAAUGGGAAAGCUGCAGCAGCGACUCCUGCGGAUGAUGACAUCGAUAUGAUCGAAUGA